AUGCCUACGCUAGAAAAAAACUGCAGCCCAAAGGUCGUUGGCGACCUUGCCUGCCAACACGACUCUUAUCUCCGAACUCUAGAGUCCGAGGUUGUCUCGUGUAUCGAACAUACACCACAAGCCAAGGCCAAUGGCUCCAAGAAGUCCUCCAAGAAUGCAGCGCCCGAGGAACCUUCCAAGUCAUGGCUGAUCGAGUGUGCCGACUCUGUGUUGUUUCCCGAGGGUGGCGGACAACCGACUGACUAUGGUACUCUGACCCCUCUGAGCACUCCCCCGGAGGAGCCAAUUGCGAUCAAAGUGAUCGAGCGACAAGGUUUACGAUGCAUCUACCGAUCUUCAAAGCCGCUCAAGCCUGGAACUCUCGUCCGUCAAGAUGUAGAUUUCUCGCGGCGAUGGGAUCACAUGCAACAGCACACGGGCCAGCAUCUCCUUUCCGCCGUCAUGGACAGAUAUGAUAAUCUGGAGACUCUCGGAUGGGGGAUGGGUGCCGAGAACGACGUCAACUAUGUUGACCUGCCCCGGAAACCCUCAGCGGAGGAGAUGCAGAUCAUCCAAGAGAAAUGCAACGAGGCCAUCCGCAACAACCAUCAAAUCACCGUCGAGACGACGCCUCAUGAUGCUAAAUCCGAUAGCCUACCCGGAGACUACGACAAGGAGAAGGGCGUGGUGAGGGUCAUCAAGAUUGCUGAUAUUGAUGAGAAUCCAUGCUGCGGGACCCACCUGGCCCAAACGUCACACAUCGCACUGAUACUCCUUCACCAUACGCAGUCCAUCCGCGGUACCAACACGCGCAUGUUCUUCACCGCCGGCGACCGAGCGAUAAGACUCGCUACAUCCUCGAUCCGCUCCCUGCGUUCAAUCGGCGGGAUUCUGUCUUCUGGAACAGCCCCCGAUGACGUCCUCUCCAGCGUCAAGAGAAUGAGUGACAACGUCUCGGACCUGAACCGGAAAUCGAACAAACUGCUCCUGGAGAUUGCAAAAUUUGAAGGGGAGAGGGUGAAAGCCGAUUUGGCCGCUGGGAAGAAGGCCUGGGUGUAUCGUCCAUCACCAGGGUUGGAUUUCAUCAACUCUGUGUGUUUUGAGGUGAAGGAUCAGUUGGAAGAGGGAGGUUUGGUGGUCCUGGCGUCCGGGGAGGGAAAGAGCGGCGGUGCCGUUGUCUUGGUCGGUGAGAAGGGGCUGGUUGAGUCGUUUACCGAGAGGAUGAAAGGGGUUGUGAGCUCCAUCAAGGGUGGUGGGAAGGGAGAGAGGUGGCAGGGGAAAGUGGUUGAGUGGAAGAAAGGCGAGAUUGAGGCACUGAGGACACUGGUCGAGGGGUAG
Molecule: messenger RNA, 1317 nt
Organism: Drepanopeziza brunnea f. sp. 'multigermtubi' MB_m1
Lineage: Eukaryota; Fungi; Ascomycota; Leotiomycetes; Helotiales; Drepanopezizaceae
Biological process (GO): regulation of translational fidelity; tRNA aminoacylation
Molecular function (GO): aminoacyl-tRNA ligase activity; Ser-tRNA(Ala) deacylase activity; ATP binding
Source: RefSeq, a predicted model, not a curated record